AUGACUUCACAAGCUUCAGCAGAGCACCAAUGGUGGAAAGAAGCUGUGGUGUAUCAAAUAUACCCAGCGUCUUUCAAAUCCAGUGGAGGCAACACCUCGGGCUGGGGCGAUGUUCGCGGCAUUACCUCAAAAUUGGACUACUUGAAGGAUCUGGGUGUGGACGUUGUUUGGACGUCGCCCAUUUACAAGAGCCCUCAGGUCGAUAUGGGUUAUGAUAUUGCCGAUUACAAAGACAUUGAUCCGCGAUAUGGCACACUGGCUGACGUUGACGACCUCAUCGCCGGGCUGAAGCAGCGUGACAUGGAGUUGAUGAUGGACCUUGUGGUCAAUCACACGUCCGAUCAACAUCCUUGGUUUCUCGAUUCCAGGUCAUCAAGAACAAGCAAGAAGAGGGACUGGUACAUCUGGAAGGAUCCGCGUCACGAUACUGACGGCAAGCGACAGCCUCCCAAUAAUUGGGCUCAGAUUCUUGGUGAGGCAAACAGCGCUUGGACCUGGGACGCAGAGACCGAGCAGUACUAUCUCUCGCUUUUUACGCCGGAGCAGCCCGAUCUGAAUUGGGAGAAUCCCGAAGUUCGAGCUGCAGUCCACGAUGUUCUGCGCUUCUGGCUUGAGCGAGGUGCAUGUGGGUUCCGCAUGGAUGUCAUCAAUCUAAUAUCCAAAGUCCAAUCGUUUCCGGAUGCUGAUAUCUUCGACCCAAAGGCUGAUUUCCAGCCUGGCCACAAGUUCUACGCCAACGGGCCACGACUGCACGAGUAUCUGCGCGAGAUGAAUGAAAAGGUGCUUAGCAAGUACCACGCCAUCACUGUGGGGGAGAUGCCGUUUGUGAACGAUCAAGAUGAGAUUCUGAAAGUGGUUGGGCGUGAGCGCAACGAACUGAACAUGAUUUUCAUUUUCGAGGUGGUCGACAUAUCCAAUCUUCAAGGGGCACCGAGACUGACGCUCAGACCUUGGAAAGUCAAGGAGCUGCGAGAUAUCAUCUCGAAGUGGCAGAACGUCAUGCGGGAGAAAGGUGGUUGGAACAGUGUGUUCAUAUCGAACCACGACAAUCCUCGCCCGGUGUCGCAAUACACGGACGACUCCCAUCAAUACCGUGAACUCGGUGCAAAAUUAUUGUCCUUGAUGGAAACGACGCUAAGUGGUACGCUAUUUGUGUACCAGGGCGAAGAGCUCGGAAUGUGCAACGUGCCACCGGACUGGUCGCCCUCGGAAUACAAAGACAUUGAGUCUCAGAACUAUUGGAAGAAAAUGAACGAACUCUAUCCUGACGACGAGAAAAUGCUUCGCUAUGCGCGAGAGGUGCUGCAAAAGAAGGCGAGAGAUCACUCUCGCACACCUAUGCAGUGGAGCAACGAACCGAAUGCUGGUUUCUGCGACGAGAAUGUCACUCCCUGGAUGCGAGUCAACGACAACUUCCUGUCUUUGAACGCGCAAGACCAACUGAAGACGUCCGGAGAUCUCUCCGUUUUCCAGUUUUGGCAACGCGGACUGGAGAACAGGAAGAAGCAUAAGAACGUUUUCGUAUAUGGCUCUUUCGAAAGUCUGGAUGAACGAGACAAUGGAAUCUUCGCCUACAAACGAUCGGAUGGCACCGACGAGGGCUUCGUGGUCGUGCUCAAUUUCUCGAAGGAAACGAUAGACUGGGACAUCCCAAAAUCGGCCGCCGUUCACAAAUGGGUCACCAGCAACUAUGCAGGCGAUAUUCCCAGCAGCGUAAUCGGGUCUAUCACCCUGCGACCAUUUGAAUCGCUGCUCGGCACUGCUGCGCCGUAA
This is a messenger RNA of Cercospora beticola, 1773 nucleotides long. Its product is annotated as glycoside hydrolase family 13 protein. Lineage: Eukaryota; Fungi; Ascomycota; Dothideomycetes; Mycosphaerellales; Mycosphaerellaceae. Gene Ontology annotation, biological process: maltose catabolic process; sucrose catabolic process. The record is from RefSeq and is a predicted model, not a curated record. Gene Ontology annotation, molecular function: oligo-1,6-glucosidase activity; alpha-amylase activity; sucrose alpha-glucosidase activity.